AUGUCCAAUAAUGUGAAUCGAAACUGGGUGCCAUCUGAAAGCGUUCCAAACGCGGUCGAAAACAAACGAAACGCGUAUAGCAUUCACAAAGGAAGUCAAGAUGAUCUAGAGCUUAGUAACGUUUAUCAAUAUUCUCAGGUCCUGCAGUUAGAACAUGCAGUGACGAACUUCCUCGAAUAUUUUAAUAAGAUCAUCCAGCUCUCUCCGAAUUAUAAAGUCUACUUGGAGAACGUAGAUUCAUUGAAGACCACUAGUGUUGAGAUUCUUCCUGCUAUGCUGAGGCAUAAGCUUAAGUGCGCUGCUGAACUGGCAUCACUCAAUGAACUUGGAAAACUGCCGUUGCUGGAUGAGUUAAAUGCAUACGAAUCAAAAUUUUCCGCUGCUGACAGAAAGCCCGUUUUGCAAGAAUUGAAUGGAAGUGACAUUAAAAAGUUAUCUGCCUCGGUGAAUAACGAGAUGGUCAAGCACUGGAAUGAAGUAUCUAAAAAAGCACAGGAAGAUGAGGAGGAAGAUGAGGAAGAGGAUGGUUACGAACCGGAUGAGAGCAAAAAGAAGUGGCCCCCCAAACUACCAGAAAUCAAGAACUCGGCUAUUAGGGCCAGGGUGUUUAUUCACAAAUCAAUCAUUAACGAUAAGCUGUACUUGUCUGAACACGACAUGAUAAAGGCGCAUAACGAACGUUUGGAAUUUCUAGGUGAUUCGAUUUUGAACACUACCAUAACUAUGAUCCUGUACAAUAAGUUUCCGCAUCUUAGCGAGGGCCAGCUUUCAAAACUCAGGAUGAAACUCAUCAGCAAUGAGCGGUUGAAAAAGUGGUCUUUUCUCUACAAGUUUAACGAGAAGCUUAGAACUAACAUUGAUAAAUCAUGUGAAACCAAUGAGUUCAAGCAAGGGAAGCAAAAGUUAUACGCCGAUGUUUUUGAAGCCUAUAUUGGUGGUUUACUAGAGGACGAUCCUAAGCAUAACCUUCCAAGAGUGCGGAAAUGGCUCAGUAAACUGGCUCUCCCAGUAAUAGAAGAAGAGGUAAAGAAAGAUGACGACUUGGACUUGACCGAAGUAGAUGUCAACUCCAAGAAGACAUUGUAUUCUUUGAUCGGCUAUGCCGCUCUAAAUUUACAUUACAAACCGGUUCAAAAGCCCACAUCCGAGAACCCUAUUGCUCUUGUGGAGUGCCGUAUUAAAGACGGUACUGUACUAGGCGUGGGGAAAGGGAAAAAUAUAAAGACAGCGGGCAUGAGGGCAGCUCAACAGGUUCUCCGCAAUAAACCUCUAAUAGAAAAGUAUGCAAGCUUUAGAGCUGCGGUUCCUAGGUCAGAUUCUGUGGUGAAAAAUUUAGCUGGGAACAAGCGCCCUAACCAGGCAGAUGAUUUUGACGGCUAUACUUCCAAAGAACAUCCUUCGAAAAGGGCCGAUCAGGGUUUAAAGUCAUCUUCAAGCAAGAUAGUUCCUAAUGCAGAUGGUUCAUUAAGUUUAAUAUAG
Messenger RNA from Lachancea dasiensis, 1479 nucleotides. The record is from the annotation of a GenBank genome assembly. NCBI's taxonomy places the organism in Eukaryota, Fungi, Ascomycota, Saccharomycetes, Saccharomycetales, Saccharomycetaceae.